Drosophila innubila is the source of this 1161-nucleotide messenger RNA. RefSeq names its product probable serine hydrolase. The record is from RefSeq and is a predicted model, not a curated record. NCBI's taxonomy places the organism in Eukaryota, Metazoa, Arthropoda, Insecta, Diptera, Drosophilidae. The coding region runs from base 34 to 996 and encodes 320 amino acids. The transcript has 2 exons.
GUCAAAGGGUUGUGACAAGUUCAGAGAGUUGUCAUGGGAAAUUUGUCGCUGAACGAUUUUGAAGAUGUGAGCAUCGAAACACCCUAUGGAUAUUUGAUGGGUCGUUGGUACGGCAAUCGAAAGGACCGUCCUAUUUUGGCCCUACACGGUUGGCAGGACAAUCUGGGAAGCUUUGAUACGUUGAUACCGCUAUUACCUGAUUAUCUGGGAGUGCUGUGCAUCGAACUACCAGGACAUGGAUACUCUUCACCAUUGCCAGCUGGAAUGCAUUACAGUGCCGAUGAUUGGGUCCUUGUCAUAGGCAGAGUGAUGAAGGAGUACAACUGGAAGAAGGUCUCUUUGAUGGGUCACUCUCUGGGCGGCAUCUUGAGCUAUAUUCAUGCCUCACUCGCUCCUCAAACUGUGGACAUGAUCAUCACACUGGACAUUUGUUUGCCCCCCUUUGAUGCCCCUGAAUGCAUAGAGAAGAGGGCUCAAUAUAUGGAAAGACAUCUGGUGGAAGAAGAUCGCACUAGGCUAAUGGAAGUUCAGGAACCUCCUUCCUAUACGAUGUCCCAGCUACGAAAAGUUCUUAGUCGGGGAACCUUCAACUCGGUUCCUGUGGAGUUUGCUCAACAUUUGCUCAACCGAAGUGUGAGGAAAUCGCAGCUCUAUCCAGAUAAAUUCUAUUUCUUUCGUGAUGGUCGCUCAAAAUAUCACGCUCUUCUACCAUUUUGUGCUGAAAAGGGUCUCGAAAUGGCGAAACGUAUUAAGGACAAGCCCUAUCUCAUCAUUAAGGGCUCGGACUCUCCAUUUAUUGACUCGAGAUCAGAGGAGGUUAUUUCCUUUUUGGCCAAGAAUAAUCCUUACUUUGAAUUUCAUGAAGUGUCUGGACUACAUCAUGUGCAUCUAACAAAUGCCACAGAGUGUGCCAAGUUUAUAGUUCCCUUUCUGAGGCGACACCGACCGCCCCCUGCAGCAGGAGUGGUGAAUUCACCGGGAAAAGGCAAACUGUAGCAACAUUUGGUUACUGUAUGUGUAUAAAAUUCAUGUCGACGGGUAUUCAAUAUAAAUUCGUUCAAGUAACAUUUAAUUUAAAAAAAAUAAAUUAAUUAAAAUAUAUAAUAAUAAAAUUGCUUAACCUCAUUGCUCACUCACUCAUCAUUGUUCAGUACAAACUGC